AUGGCGGCAAUGGCGAAUCUUGCGAACACCAUGGAGGCUAAUGCUGUUGCGACUCUGCAAGCUGUGAAGAGGUUAGGCCAACUGGCUGGAAAUGGAAACGGAGAUGGAAAUGGAAAUGAUAAUGCUGAAGGAAAUGGGGAUAAUAUGGGAGGUGCUCCGAUGACCUUGGAUACUCUUCUCAAGGUUCAUCCUCCAAGUUUCAGAGGUUCAACUAAUCCUACAGAUGCGGAUAACUGGUUCCAUGCCAUGGAGCACGCACUACAAGCACAUCAUGUCUUAAACAACCAAUACGCAGAGUUUGUUGCGUAUCAGCUUCUGGGAGAGGCUCAGCCCUGGUGGAAAGGUGAAUGCCACUUGCUACAGCUUAAGAAUGCUGAUAUUCCUUGGAAUGUAUUCCAAACGGCCUUCUACAAGAAGUACUUUCCUGAGUCUGCAAGGGAAGCAAAAGAGAUGGAACUUAUGCAGCUGAAGCAAGGUUCCUUAUUUGUGGCAGACUACAAUAGCUGA
Messenger RNA from Arachis duranensis, 507 nucleotides. RefSeq lists its product as uncharacterized. The coding region runs from base 1 to 507 and encodes 168 amino acids. NCBI's taxonomy places the organism in Eukaryota, Viridiplantae, Streptophyta, Magnoliopsida, Fabales, Fabaceae. The record is from RefSeq and is a predicted model, not a curated record. The transcript has a single exon.